Salmo salar (Atlantic salmon) is the source of this 2490-nucleotide messenger RNA. Lineage: Eukaryota; Metazoa; Chordata; Actinopteri; Salmoniformes; Salmonidae. The record is from RefSeq and is a predicted model, not a curated record.
UUUACGGACCAGAGUGAUCUACAUUUACUGCACAUAACGAAAUGGUCGUUUCUCCCUCCAUAAUGUUUUACAGUUCAUUAUGCCUGUAAACCGAUAUAAAACGUUACGGUUUAGUUUGAUUCUUGAUAUCACCGCUUGUAGACGCAGCAGAAAGACCGCGCCGUCCCGCCCGGAAUAACCUCAUAGAAUAACUACUUAACGUAUAAUUAUUCUAUUAACACUGCAACCUUCACAUUGGUAAAGCCUCCGUUUGUUUUAACAGUAAUGUUUGCUCAGGAAAGCUGGGUAUUUCUCCUGCUCGCCGCUUGGUUCAUAGUAAUACCAGCAAGCGGGACGCGAUACCAAGCGAACUGGGAGAGUUUGGACGCAAGACCGCUUCCUACGUGGUACGAUGAAGCCAAGUUCGGGAUUUUCGUCCACUGGGGGGUGUUCUCCGUCCCCGGGUUCGAGAGCGAGUGGUUCUGGUGGAAUUGGCAAGGCCAAAACCCACCUGAUCAGAAGUGUGUUCAGUACAUGCUGGAUAACUACCCGCCCGGGUUCAGCUAUCCAGAUUUCGCGCCCCAGUUCCAUGCCCAGUUCUUUGACCCGGAUGACUGGGCUGACAUAUUCGAGGCUUCCGGUGCAAAGUAUGUGGUUCUGACAGCGAAGCACCAUGAAGGAUUCACCACCUGGCCCUCUUCCUACUCCUGGAAUUGGAACUCUGUGGACACUGGACCACACAGAGACCUGGUGGGAGACCUGGCAGAGGCUGUACGCAACAGGUCGCUGCACUAUGGACUCUAUAACUCCCUGUAUGAAUGGUUCAACCCCCUCUACCUGGCGGACAGAAAGAACAACUUCACAACACAGGACUUUGUCUUGAAAAAACUGCUGCCUGAGCUUUAUGACAUGGUCCUAAGCUACAAGCCAGAACUGAUCUGGUCCGAUGGGGAUUGGGAAGCUCCUGAUACCUACUGGAACUCAACAGAAUUCCUGGCCUGGCUCUACAACGACAGUCCCGUUAAAGACGUGAUUGUGACCAAUGACAGGUGGGGGGCGGGGUGUUACUGUAAACACGGUGGCUACUAUAACUGUGCAGACAAAUACACCCCUGUGGAGCUGCCCAAACACAAGUGGGAGAAGUGUCAGUCUGUAGACACACAGUCCUGGGGUUACCGCAGGACCAUGAGGCUCUCUGAACUGAUGGACCUGCCCAGUAUCGUACAGGACCUGGUCCAAACCGUGGCCAUGGGGGGUAACUAUCUGCUGAAUGUGGGUCCUACCCCUGACGGGAUGAUCCCACCAGUGUUUGAGGAGAGGUUGAGGGGCAUUGGGGCCUGGCUGGAGGUCAACGGAGAGGCCAUCUACUCCUCCAAACCCUGGAGGAUCCAGACCGAGAAUGCCACCGUGCCUGUCUGGUACACCUCCAAUUCCAAAUACUCCAGUGUGUAUGCUGUCUUCAUGACGAAACCCUCUGUGUACACAUUCCACCUGUCUGAACCUAUUACAGCAGAGAGCACCACGGUGACAUUAUUGGGGAACCCAGAGCCUCUGAGAUGGGCUCCUCUCCACCCCCGGGGUCUGAUCAUCCUCCUCCCUGAGUUACCCCAAACCCCGGCCCAGGCCUGGAUCCUCAAACUGGAUGGGGUCAAGUGAUCUGGGGCGGUAACCAUCCUCCUGAAUAGGCCUUUAGCUACUGGUGAGCAGUAAAGGUACUCCACAAGACUGGUUGGAAUGAAAAUUAAUACAUUUGCAUUUUUUUAAAUGUUGGAAGAUUUUUUUGAAUGACCCAGAAUGACCUAGAAUUACCCAGAAUGACCUAAAAUGACCCAGAUGUGUGAUGUGAUAUUAGUUUGACUAAAUUUGCUUGGGAUUUAGAAGUGUAAUUGGCGCCAUGUUGGCACCAGAUUUCAAUGAUAGAAUAUAAUUUUAUGAUACGUUUGGGGCGGCAGGUAGCCUAGUGGUUAGAGCAUUGGUCGAAUCCCCGAGCUGACAAGGUAAAAAUCUAUCGUUCUGCCCCCUGAACAAGGCAGUUAACCCACUGUUCCCCAGUAGGCCGUCAUUGUUAAAUAAGAAUUUGUUCUUAACUGACUUGCCUCGUUUAAAUAAAGGUUACAUAACAAAAUAAAACAUUCUACGGGGAAAAACCAUUGUAAAGAAUUCAGAACCUAUGGGACAAGCUUUAUAGAUCAAACGAGUUGUCAAAGAGAAGGGAGAAAAUCUGCCUAUUUUUCCUGUGAUUUGUAUUUUGUUUCUACACGCUUUUGUGUUUGUGUUAGACUCUGCUGUUUAUUGUCCUCCAGGUGAUUUGAAUGUUUUUAUUCAUUUGGACUGAAUCAUUCGGGAAAGUUUUCACCCCCUUUUCCCUUUUUCCACAUUUUGUUAUUCUAAAAUUGAUUAAAUACAUUUUUUUUUGUCAUCAAUCUACACACAAUACUCAAUAAUGACGAAGCGAAAAGAGGUUAUUAGACAUUUUCGCAAAUGUAUUAAAAUAAAAAAACAGAUACCUUA